GUCGCUUUGAUUGCCGCGACGCGCGCAUCGCCGCUGGGCCGCUUCAGGGCUCGCUGAGCAGCGCUGCAGUUCGCCACCGAGCGCACCGGCUGCGCGCUGCGAAACUGCGCACGUCUACGCCCGCUACGCGGUAAACAGUGGCGCCGACGCGAAAGCGCAGUUUACCUCGCGUCUGCCAGCCAGGCCGCGCCGCGCCAGCCAGAACGCCGCUGAAACAGCGCCGCAGCCACCGCGCACCACAAAACAGACGACGAUGAAGAAGUUCCAACCCCUAGGGGGCGGCGGCCCGCGCAAGGGCCCGCCCACGAAAAGACUGGGGACCUGCGGCCGGCCCUUGAUCUUGAGUGAUCAGGAACGUUUCAGAAGGGACUCCUGCAGCCAGGGCGACGGCAACGACGACAUGGCCGUCGUACGAGCGCCUUUGGUCCCUGGUCUAUUGACGACGGCGCCCGUCUCGCUCAAGGUGCGCCAGAAGUUCCGCCCUUUGGGAGUGGGCGGGCGGCGCGCCAACGAAUUGCUGAAGAAGUCGUGUUUAGGGCCGCGGCGCGUGGCCCCGGGCAAGGCUUUGGUGAGCAAGUUCCUCAGUGGACGGGACUUCACCCCCGGCGAAAUUCAAGUCCCGACGGACAUGGACCUGUCGCUCAUGGAGGACUUGAGCGACGCGGAGGCCAUGGACGAGGAGGAGCCGCCGCCGAAGUACCGUCCGUCGGUCGGCGUCCGAAGUUCCGUCGUGGCGCCUCGCGGCGACGACGUGGCGCCCUCGCGUCGAUGGCGUGGAGGUGGCGCCGUCGUCGACACCGUGACGCCGUCGAUACCGCCGCGAGAGAGUCAUCGUUUUGACACGCAGGCGAGCACGAACCGUUGGUCCUGUGCGAGGGCGAGGGCGACACGCCGGACAUUGAAGUACCUCCACUACUAUGCCAGUGGCUGCGGCCGCACCAGCGUGUAUCAGCGUCGAACAUCAACCCGUCUCGCGGCGAUGGCGUGGAGGCGGAAAUUCGAGGAUGAGGCCGUCGACGCACCCGUAGUGAGAGGAGACGCGAACGUACGUCACGCAGGCGCGAGGGCGUCUCCUUCGUCUUCGAGUGCGUCCACGGCAUGAAGAAGGACCGGUACGGGGGCACCGGCGCGAUUCUCGCGGACGACAUGGGCCUCGGCAAGACGUUGCAGUCCAUAACACUGAUGUACUCGCUCCUGAAGAACAAGGAUUCACAAGGAAAGCCGCUCGCGAAGCGCUGCAUCGUCGUAUGUCCGUGCUCCUUGGUGAAGAACUGGGAGGACGAGUUCGAGAAGUGGAUCAACUCGAAGGCCCACGACAAGAGCGAGCGCGUCGAGUGCAUGGCGUUAUCUGAUACAUCCAGAAAAACGGUCGAAGGCAUGAUCGACCAGUUCCUGUCGCCGGCCUGCUACUACGACGUGCUAGUCAUCUCGUACGAGACCUUCCGGGCCCAGCACCAGCGCUUCGCGCGUAAAAAAGAUAGCGCGGACAUCAUCGUCUGCGACGAGGCGCAUCGUCUCAAAAACGACGAGGCCCAGACCAGUCAAGCUCUAGCAUCACUAGCCUGCCGGAAACGAGUACUACUAUCAGGAACGCCGAUGCAGAACGACCUGGUGGAGUUCUUCGCCAUGUCGAACUUCACGAACCCGGGCGGUAGUGCACGCGGCGUCCUUUUAUCCGUCUUCCGAUGCCGGGGGUGGUCGGAGAGCGCGGUCGCGGCGACGGCGUCUUCGCGACAUGACGUCGACGCGUCCCCCGCACGCAGUCUUCGGCACCAAGGACAAGUUCACGAAGUACUACGAGGGCCCGAUCCUGCGGGGCCGCGAGCCCGACGCGACGGACAAGCAGAAGAAGCUCGGCAAGGCGCGCCAGAAGGAGCUCUCCGAUUUGAGCGACCACUUCAUCAUCCGACGCAUGAACCGGUUGAACGCCGAGCACCUACCGCCCAAGCUCACGCAAGUCGUGUGCUGCAAAUUGACGCCCACCCAACAGCGCAUGUACGAGCAUGUAGUGAGGAAGCGGGACCGCGUCGCCGCUACCCAAGGUCAUGUGAAAGAUACAUUAGGUGUCAUCCAGCGGCUCCAGAAGAUCUGCAACCAUCCGUCCCUCGCGACGCAAGUCGACGCGUCGGCGUCUCGCGUCCAGCGCGACGACGCUCGAGAAUUGGAGAGCUUGAUGCCCGAGAACGACUUCGCGGCAUCCGCGCCGCGGGGCCGAGGUGGCCGCAUCGACCACAGAUACGCGAGGAUGGUCGAUCCGGCUUUAUCAGGUAAGCUACGGGUCUUGCACGCGUUGAUGUCCGAGCUGCGACGGAAGGGCCGGGAGCGCAUCGUCGUCGUCUCCGUCUACAUGACGACUUUAGAUUUAAUCGAGCAGAUGUGCAACCAGGAGGACUGGCCCUCGUGCAAGCUCGGCGGUUCCACUUCUACAAAGAAACGGAAGCAGUUCAACGAUGAAUUUAACGACCCCACGGCCAAUUAUUUUGCCUUUUUGUUGUCUUCCAAGGCCGGCGGGUGCGGGCUGAACUUGAUCGGCGGUUCUAGACUGGUGAUGUUUGAUUUGGACUGGAAUCCCGCGACGGACAAGCAGGCGGCCGCUAGGUGCUGGCGCGACGGCCAGCGCUACCAGUGCUACACGUACCGCUUCGUGUCGUCCGGGACCCUCGAGGAGCGGAUGCUCCAGCGGCAGCUCUCGAAGGAGGGCCUCCAGAACGUCAUCGAGGACAAGGACCAGGCGCGUGCCUCGGCGUCUACGCGACGCCGCGCCGCCGCGACGCCGUCGUUCGACGCAGGUCAACUCCUUCGCGACCGACGACCUCAAGAAAUUAUUUCUGUUCCGGCCGCACACGGCGUCGGAUCUCCACGACGAGCUCCAGUGCCCCGUGUGCACGGGCAAGAUAGCCGCCAAAAAAGAUCGAAGCAAGAGAGGCGGCGCGAACGUGCUCUCAGCGAAAGCUGCCCAGAGGUGUCUGGAAGUGCUACAAGCUUCACUACUGAAAGAUGACGCCGACGCGAAGAAGCGGUUACUCACACCUAUUCCUUCCAGUGGUGACGAAUUGCAUGGUCCCGUCGAUAAAAAGCGCUGGACGGCGUCGAAGCCCCACGCGGAUCUUGGGAGCGUGUUUGCGAAGCUGAAACCGGACGCGCCUGGGCUCUAUGGGACCAUCCCGGACGUCUUGAAGGAUCUUAGACGUAUUAAGAGAACAACAGAUAAGCUCUGGCCGGAUAUAAAUGAACACCCUACAAGACUAGCGGCCCAGAAACUUGUCCAGGAAGUCGACGCCUUGUGGGAAGGGUUGUGCGACGAGAUGUACGCCGCCAACGCGGAAAGCAAGACGACUGAGACUUGCUCAAUCCUCGAACCGCAGGAGCCGGGCGACGGCUACAAGCCCCAGCAGUACCCCUUACCGAAGGAGGAAGAUCUCAACAACUGGUCGCACCACGCUUCAUUGGAGACCUGCGGCGACGAGGUCCUCAAGAAGGCGCUCCGAGGUCGCGACGACGUGACGUUCGUGUUUGGCACGUACCAGCGAGGAACUCAAUCUUCGAGCGCCCUUCAAUUUUUGGUGUGUCGUGGUUUGCGUGAGGUGUUUCUCUCUAUACUCGGUCGCGUGGAUCUCUCGGGGAUCGUGUGUAACCUGACUCACUGGUUGAUGUCCACACAGGCAUGUACCAGGACUGGAAUUUGAUCCAGCAGGACACGGCGGCGCAAGCGAAGAUCGAGGAGGAGCAGCGCGCUGAGAGGGAGGCGAAGGAGCGGUUGGACGCUGUGUGGCAAUCAACCUGUGCGUCGGGUGCACUGACGCGGCCGUCCUGGCUCGGUCGAGCGGCGAGGAACCGGCAUCGCCGCGCCAUCGAGCAGGCGUCGCGUCGAUGAACGCGCCGUAAAAUUUUGAUUUCCACCCAGGUUGGACGCCGAGGCGGCGCUGGCCGAUGAGGAUGACGAGGCUCCUGUCGUGGAAAAGAAGAAGAAGAAGAAAAAGAAGAAGCACAAGUCCGAGUCUUCUCAUGACUCCGGUGCUGAUGGUGACGCGGCGAUGGCGCCCGUCGAGAAGAAGAAAAAAAAGAAAAAGAAGAAGAAGAAGUCCGCCGACGCCGAGGACGCCGCCGCCGCCCUGGAGACGGCCGACGCCGACGCGGCCCUGGCGCCGGCGCACCCCGACGCUGGAGUCGUGGACACAACGCCGCCCGACGCCGUCAUCACGCAGCCGCCGCCGGCGCCCGCGCCCCGGGUCGACUCCCAGGAGGAAUCGUCGCAACCGACGCCGGACUGGCCGCGGCCGGGUCAGGUGGUGGAGUGCGUCUGGACCAAGGGCACUGCUUUGUCAGAUGGCGACGUCGACCGGUGCGUCGUCGAGUCGAUCAGAGACCCGGUCCCUCAUAAAAAACGCAAGGCCGGCGUGCCCGAGCACUUGGCGUACCAGUGCUACGCCCAGCUCAAGUCGCUGAUCAAGCUCGCGGGCGACACGGACCAGCCAUACGAGACCGUGCCCGAGUCCGACCCGCGGCCGAAGCAUAUUCAUUUGAAGUACAAGCUGGACCUCGCGGACCACGGGCGGACGUGGCGCGUGCUCCCGGUGAGCAAGAAGGCCUCGCAGCGCGAGUCCGUCGGCGAGACGUUCUCGGCGAUGUCGGACCUGACGAACAACUAGUAUCGAGUCUAUCCCCCCUCCCCCGUCGGACAUAAGGUCUGUGUGAUUAUCCUCCCGAGGGAUCGGUCAUCAGGGGAGGGCCGGUC
Messenger RNA from Pelagomonas calceolata, 4735 nucleotides. NCBI's taxonomy places the organism in Eukaryota, Pelagophyceae, Pelagomonadales, Pelagomonadaceae. The record is from the annotation of a GenBank genome assembly.